AUAGUCACAUUGUGUGUUUUUCUCUCCAUUUCUCUGUUGUUGUUUAAUAUAUAUACACACGCAUGCUAAGUUUACAGUGCUGAGAUUUAGUGCAGUUGUAGUAAGUGUGUAAAAGGUGCGACAUAUCUGUGUGCCAGAGUGUUGUUGUUUUGUUCAGUGUAACAAAAAUCAUUAAGGAUAUACUACUCGCACGUGGGAUGACGUGCGAGUAGAUAUUCCGCCAAGUGGGUUCAAAGCUGUGGAAAAAAAAGCUGCUCGGCUCAGCAGCAGCCAAUAUUCCGGCGCUCACGAGGAGCGACCUGCCCGAGGCUAGCGGGGGUGACAGCUCAUCGUCCUCUCCGAAGCCCAAGAGCAACAAUACCAGCAGCAGCAUGUAUCCAAACGCAGCAGCUGUGGCCGCCGUUGCUGCCGCACGGCAUCCGGUGCCGCCGCAGUCUGGCCAACCAUUCAAAUUUACAAUCACGGAAUCCUGUGACAGGAUUAAGGAGGAGUUUAAUUUUUUACAAGCACAGUAUCACAGCGUGAAACUCGAGUGCGAGAAGGUGGCAGCGGAGAGGCAGGAGAUCCACAGGCAUUACGUUAUGUACUACGAAAUGUCGUAUGGCCUCAACGUCGAAAUGCACAAACAGACGGAAAUAGUCAAGAGGUUGAACGCCAUCAUUAUGCAAAUACUGCCCUUCCUAUCUUCGGACCACCAGCAGCAAGUCGCCACUGCCGUUGAUCGGGCGAAGCAGGUCACAAUGACAGAGCUCAACUCUAUUGUUGGGCAACAGCGACCCGACAUGUCGAGGAUAUUGCAGCAAAUGCAGAUGCAACAGUUACCCCCCGGCGCCACACUCGGUCCUCACCCAGGAUUGCCAGGAUUGCCAGGACUGGGACCUGCUGGUGGUUUACCAGUGCCCACCUCUACCUCGGCGGCUCUUCUCAGCUUGGGUUUGAACCCUGGAGCUCCACCUACACCUGGAAGUGCUAGCUCGCAUCCUCUUUCGAUGCUCAGCAAGCCUGAUAUACAUCGCAACAGUCAGCCUGACGAUGCCAAGAGUAAUGGAGGACUCAGUUCGGCGGAGGAGAGACACAGGAGCUCGAUAUCGCCAGGUGAAAAGUACAUCAGACCGCGCUCACCGCAGGAGUCGCAUCACGGACACCCCGCGCAGAAUCAUCAUGAUCACCCGAUUCACAUCAAGAAGCUCAAGAAGGAGCACGACAAGGAUCUCGGUCAUAGCGACGGUGAGAAAAGCGACCAAGACCUGGUGGUAGACGACGCGAGCGACUGCCCGAACAGUCCAGCGGUGAACGGCACCACGUCGCCGCGCGAGAACGGCAUCGACAAGCUCGGCGUGUCGAACCUGGGCAGCGGGGGCAGCAGCAACAGCGCGAGCAACGGCGCCAACGGCACGUCCAAGAAGGAACUGCCGCCGCACUCGCCUCGCAGCGGCACGAGCAGCAACGCCAGCACGCCCUCGGCGAAGAAGAUGGAGGAGCGCGAGAAGGCAACCACGCCGAUCUCCAAGCCCCUGACACCGACGUCGGCCCCACCCCUGAAGCCCUCGGUGUCGAGCAAAGCUCUGCAAGGAUUGCCGCCGCCGGCUGCUGCUUAUCCUGCCCAUUAUCCACCUGGUCCAACUCAUCAUCUGCCACCAGGAGCGCAACACCCAGCUCACGUCGAGCUGAUGGCUUACAAUGGGUACGCCGCGCCUAGGGUGCCGGCGAGUCUGCCCCAACAAUUAUACGACCCGCAUGGGGCCAUGAGGGUGCCGUCUGUUCCCGUAGGCACGGUACCCGGUGGGAAGCCAGCGUACAGCUUCCACGUGUCCAACGACAACGUCAUGGUUCCGGUGCCCUUCCCGCCCGACGCUUUGAGCGGCGUCGGCAUUCCGCGGCACGCGCGCCAAAUCAACACUCUGACUCACGGCGAGGUCGUCUGCGCGGUCACCAUCUCCAAUCCAACCAAGUACGUGUACACCGGUGGCAAGGGCUGCGUCAAAGUCUGGGACAUAAGCCAGGGCGGAAGUAGCAACUCGAAGCCGGUGUCGCAGCUCGACUGCCUGCAACGCGACAACUACAUCAGAUCGGUGAAGCUGUUGCCCGACGGGCGGACUCUGAUCGUGGGGGGCGAAGCCAGCCAGCUGAGCAUUUGGGAUCUGGCAAGUCCAACGCCGAGGAUCAAGGCGGAGCUGACCUCGUCGGCGCCUGCCUGCUACGCGUUGGCCAUCUCGCCGGACUCCAAGGUCUGCUUCAGUUGCUGCAGCGACGGCAACAUCGCCGUCUGGGACUUGCAGAACCAGACGCUCGUGCGCCAAUUCCAAGGCCACACGGACGGGGCCUCGUGCAUCGACAUCUCGGCCGACGGCUCGAAAUUGUGGACCGGUGGCCUAGACAACACCGUCAGAUCGUGGGAUCUGCGAGAAGGACGUCAGCUGCAGCAGCACGACUUCUCCUCGCAGAUCUUCUCGCUCGGUUACUGCCCCACCGGCGAAUGGUUGGCCGUCGGCAUGGAGAACUCGAACGUCGAGGUGCUGCACGCAACCAAGCCCGACAAGUAUCAGCUCCAUCUGCACGAGUCCUGCGUGCUAUCCUUGCGAUUCGCGUCCUGCGGCAAGUGGUUCGUCUCUACCGGCAAGGACAACUUGCUCAACGCCUGGCGCACUCCUUACGGCGCUUCGAUAUUCCAGUCGAAGGAGUCGUCGUCCGUACUGAGCUGCGACAUCUCGGCGGACGACAAGUACAUCGUCACUGGCUCCGGCGACAAGAAAGCUACCGUCUACGAGGUCAUCUACUGAAGUGGCGUGCCCCAGAACCACCACCACCACCACCACCACCACCACCACCUCCACCACCGAGGAUGAUAAUCUCUCUCAAUUCUCUCUUUAACCCAAUUGUACAUAUGACGCCUUCCCCUCCUUUUACCUCUACAUUGUACUGCACCACAAGCUGUCUCAUUUUUAUCUCACGCUUUCAUCUUUACUUAGUGAACAAAAAAGACGUGGUGGACGAGUGCGACGACGAGCGUUCCUGCUUAUUUCUUUUUUUCCUUUUCUUUUCUUCCUUUUAAUUUAUCGUUGCAUUGAAAUUGUGACACACGGGCAUGGGUGCACGCGCGUCGCGCUCGUUCGGUGCACUCUGUACUUCUUUCUUAUCUCGAGGGGAAGCGAAAAGAAAACGACAAAAAAAAAAUAGCAGAAAUAUGAAAGAAGUCGUCGUUUUGCAGAGUAAACUCGCGAGUUCAUUCAACGUUUGUAUGUACAUUUUGUAUAUAGCUUUUAACGUCUUAGGUACAUACUGUCAUAUUUUUCUACGUGACCCAUCACUUUUUUUGUCUUUGUGUGCGCGACGACGACGGCGAAGAUCUCCAGUGACGAAGUAAAAGCGGAUUUUCAGAUGUAAACAAAAAACAAUUAGAAGUUACACGUUAGAAAAAAGAAUUAUUAUGGAAAAAAAGCUCUGUAAAUAUAUCAUUAUGUCGAAUCGUAUAUGUAACGAUACACUUCACAUUUGCGAUAUAAAGUUUCGCUAGUGAAACGCAUACACACAUACGACACUCACACGUACACGAAAACUGAGUCUAUUACAAGUAAAGAAAUAAAUAUGACAAAAAAAAAAAGUA
Molecule: messenger RNA, 3604 nt
Organism: Phymastichus coffea
Lineage: Eukaryota; Metazoa; Arthropoda; Insecta; Hymenoptera; Eulophidae
Product: protein groucho-like
Exons: 11
Coding region: 372-2780 (802 amino acids)
Biological process (GO): negative regulation of canonical Wnt signaling pathway; regulation of DNA-templated transcription
Cellular component (GO): transcription regulator complex; nucleus
Molecular function (GO): transcription corepressor activity; protein binding
Source: RefSeq, a predicted model, not a curated record